Molecule: messenger RNA, 834 nt
Organism: Schistocerca nitens (vagrant locust)
Lineage: Eukaryota; Metazoa; Arthropoda; Insecta; Orthoptera; Acrididae
Product: paternally-expressed gene 3 protein-like
Exons: 3
Coding region: 1-834 (277 amino acids)
Source: RefSeq, a predicted model, not a curated record
AUGGACACCAACGGACUGGAACUCCGACCGUCGGUUCCUCCACAACAGACACAGGACACCACACAAGAGAUGCAGCUGACGGCCGCUCCAGGCUCAUCCGUGGUGGCCGCCAGUGCUUCCACCGAGAGCGAGACAGGACAACCACUGGAGACAGGACAACCACUGGAGACAGGACAACCACUGGAGACAGGACAACCACUGGAGACAGGACAACCACUGGAGACAGGACAACCACUGGAGACAGGACAACCACUGGAGACAGGACAACCACUGGAGACAGGACAACCACUGGAGACAGGACAACCACUGGAGACAGGACAACCACUGGAGACAGGACAACCACUGGAGACAGGACAACCACUGGAGACAGGACAACCACUGGAGACAGGACAACCACUGGAGACAGGACAACCACUGGAGACAGGACAACCACUGGAGACAGAACAACCACUGGAGACAGAACAACCACUGGAGACAGAACAACCACUGGAGACAGAACAACCACUGGAGACAGAACAACCACUGGAGACAGAACAACCACUGGAGACAGAACAACCACUGGAGACAGAACAACCACUGGAGACAGAACAACCACUGGAGACAGAACAACCACUGGAGACAGAACAACCACUGGAGACAGAACAACCACUGGAGACAGAACAACCACUGGAGACAGAACAACCACUGGAGACAGAACAACCACUGGAGACAGAACAACCACUGGAGACAGAACAACCACUGGAGACAGAACAACCACUGGAGACAGAUACACGUCUCGUGGGCGACGGUUGCUUCCGUUUGAGAAUAACGUCUGCCAUCUCCUGUGAUAAGUAA